This is a messenger RNA of Nematolebias whitei (Rio pearlfish), 1912 nucleotides long. RefSeq names its product NMD3 ribosome export adaptor (gene nmd3). Gene Ontology annotation, cellular component: cytoplasm; nucleus. Lineage: Eukaryota; Metazoa; Chordata; Actinopteri; Cyprinodontiformes; Rivulidae. The coding region runs from base 94 to 1608 and encodes 504 amino acids. Gene Ontology annotation, biological process: ribosomal large subunit export from nucleus. The transcript is spliced from 16 exons. The record is from RefSeq and is a predicted model, not a curated record. Gene Ontology annotation, molecular function: ribosomal large subunit binding.
GCACAGCCUGCCCGGUCCUCUGUUGGGAAAACGUGGAGAACGUAAUUUGACUAUCACGGGGCUCCGGAGAUCCAGUCUGUCAAGUUAAAAAGUAUGGAGUAUAUGCAAGCUCCUGCUAGCAGCAGCCAGGGAAACAUCCUGUGCUGUACCUGUGGUGUCCCCAUCCCUCCCAACCCUGCCAACAUGUGCGUUGCCUGUCUGCGAACUCAAGUCGACAUCUCAGAGGGAAUUCCCAAACAAGUCACAGUGCACUUCUGCAAGCAGUGUGAACGGUACCUUCAACCACCAGCCACCUGGUUGCAGUGUGCUCUGGAGUCCAGGGAGCUGCUGGCUCUCUGUCUUAAAAAACUUAAGAGCUCAAUGACCAAAGUGCGUCUCAUUGAUGCUGGCUUCCUGUGGACGGAGCCGCACUCCAAGAGGAUUAAGAUGAAACUGACCGUUCAGAAAGAGGUGAUGAAUGGCGCCAUCCUUCAGCAGGUGUUUGUGGUGGAGUUUGUCAUUCAGUACCAGAUGUGUGACGACUGCCAUCGUGUGGAGGCCAAAGACUUCUGGAAAGCAGUGGUCCAAGUUAGGCAGAAGACUGUUCAUAAAAAGACCUUCUACUAUCUAGAGCAGCUGAUCCUAAAGCAUAAACUCCACCAGAAUGCUCUCAACAUCAAAGAAAUUCAUGAUGGGAUCGAUUUUUACUACGGCUUCAAGCAGCACGCGCAGAAGAUGGUUGACUUCUUGCAGUGCACCGUGCCCUGCAGGUGUAAAACGUCUCAGCGCCUCAUCUCUCAUGAUAUUCAUUCCAACACCUACAACUAUAAGAGCACUUUCUCUGUAGAAAUUGUUCCUGUGUGCAAGGACAAUGUUGUGUGUCUUUCACCGCGGCUGGCGCAGAGCCUGGGGAACAUGGGUCAAAUCUGCGUCUGCGUUCGUGUGACCAGCACCAUCCAUCUCAUCGAUCCCCGCACGCUGCAGAUUGCGGAGGUGGAUGGGAACACGUACUGGCGUAGCCCCUUCAACAGUCUCUGUAGCCCGCGGCAACUGGAGGAGUUCAUCGUUAUGGACAUCGACAUCAUCCGAGACCAGAAGCUGGGUGCUGGAGCUGGCAUGAGGUCCAACAAGCACACCCUGGCUGAGGUGUGGGUCCAGAAAACAUCAGAGAUGGAUACAAGUCAACAGUACCACUGUCGCACCUUCCUGGGCCACCUGCUAAACAUCGGAGACAUGGUGCUGGGUUACGACUUUGCCAACUCCAACAUUAACGACGAGUUCCUGAACAAGAUGAACCCUCACCAUGUUCCUGAUGUGGUGCUGAUCAAGAAGAGCUACGACCGCAGCAGGAGAGUGAAGCGCAGGAACUGGAAACUACAGGAGAUGGCCAGAGAGCGCGAAGUCACGGAGUCAGAUGAUGAAAAGCAAUACCAAGACUUCCUGGAGGACCUGGAGGAAGAUGAAGCUUUGAGAAAGAAUGUCAACAUCUACAGGGAUGCCUCAAAGAUCCCAGUGGAGAGCGACACAGAUGAUGACGGAGCGCCUCGUAUCUCCCUGAUGGAGAUGCUGGAGGAGCUUAGUCUGGAUGAUGCCACAGGAGCAGAGGGUGCCGACAUGAUGACCGAUUAACCAGCUGUUUCUCUGCCUACAUUGCACCUACCAUUGAUUUAUCUUAUUUCAGGUCUGGUGUUGAUGAUAUAAUUACAGAAUGCUUGAUUUUGACCUGGCAGCAGAUUCAGGACUGGUUAUAUUUGGAAAUGGGGGGAAUCCAUUGAGUUUCUAACUCACGGCGAUAAAGAACUGGGUCUCAAAGACACAAUCUCUAGACCAAAAAGAGAAGUUUCUUCAGCCACUUCUGCAGCACCUUUUGUCAUAAUUUUAAAUUGCAUAUACUGGUAAAUACAGUGCUUCUAAUAAAUAUUUGCCCCCACAC